Physeter macrocephalus (sperm whale) is the source of this 6978-nucleotide messenger RNA. It is a transcript of the gene SH2D5, whose product is annotated as SH2 domain containing 5. Bases 3244 to 4533 code for a protein of 429 amino acids. The record is from RefSeq and is a predicted model, not a curated record. Lineage: Eukaryota; Metazoa; Chordata; Mammalia; Artiodactyla; Physeteridae. Gene Ontology annotation, cellular component: postsynaptic density. The transcript is spliced from 10 exons.
GGCUACUCUUCAUUGCGGUGCGCAGACUUCUCAUUGCGAUGGCUUCUCUUGUUGAGGAGCACGGGCUCUAGGCGCGCGGGCUUCAGUAGUCGUGGCACUUGGGGUCAGUAGUUGUGGCUCGCGGGCUCUAGAGCACAGGCUCAGUAGCUGUGGUGCACUGGCUGUUGCUCUGCAGCAUGUGGGAUCUUCCUGGACCAGGGCUCGAACCCGUGUCCCCUGCAUUGGCAGGCGGAUUCUUAACCACUGUGCCACCAGGGAAGCCCCUCCUGAAACGUUGAUUUCUAGUACCGUCCCCCCAACCCAGCUUGUGUGCUUCGUGAGGGCUGGGACUUUGUUUUGUUCACCUGGCAUUUAGCGCUUGGAAAUAUUCUCAGCAGGAACAGAUAGAUGAACAACUCCAGGAGGCAGCUGCUAUUACUACCCCACUUUAUGGUUGAGGAAAUGGAGUCUGAGAGGUUGUGACUUGUUUGUUACAUCAGCCAACCUGGUGGGACCCCACAGUCCACGAUCUUGACCCUAGGCUGCAUGGUUCAAUCUCUUCCACCCUGUGGUCCAGGCAGGUAGGGGUGGCACCAGGGGUUGUACUGGGGGUAGGGGGCUCUUCUGUGCUGCUGAGCCAAAGCCAGUGGAGGUGAGGCAGGUGACUGGAAUGGCCCUGGCAACCCCAGACCAUCUGGCCCAGGAGGCAGUCGGAGAGAGAAAGCAGCUGUUUUGCUGAUCAGAUCCACCCCCAGCACCGGAGGUGUUCCAGGCCACUGCCGCUGCUUCCUUGCCUCACCUGCCCCUGGAUAGACUGGGACCCACCAAACUCCAAAGGUGGACACCCUGCUCACUUGGGGGAGGGCGCUGCCACGGCCUGGGGAAAGAGCCCCAGAGACCCAGGCUUGCUUCCGAGCUCCCCCGUAUGCUGUGUGACCUUGGGCAAGUGACUUCACCUCCUGAGCCACCAUGGGCUAAGCACAGAGUCUGCAGGCUGAGUGGUCUCCCACGAUGCUGGAAGGUGGGCCCUCCUUAUGACAACCAUUCAGCUACAGUGCAGUGCAGCAGAGGGCCUCUGUCCGUGACCCUCGAGGUAGUCAACUCAUCCAGUUCCCUGUCUCUAAGCAGGGCCACCUGGAAAACCUCAGAGGAGCAAGAGAAGGGCCCCAGUCUCAUUUCAAAUGUGUCCUCUUAGGAAGGUUCUGGCCCAGAGCCAGGCUCCUGUGCAAAACCUCAGAAAAACAGGUCUGAUCCAAAGGGAUAAGUGGGUGUCUGUGCCUGGAACAGGUUCCCGCCCACGGGUUCCGGGCAUCCCAGCCCAGGAUGUGAUUAUGAAGUUGAAAGGCGAGUUCCCUGGAAGCCCCGUCUCCAUACCUGGAACCGAGGCCACGUAGCUCUUGUGCCAGUUACACACCUAACUUGCUGUAUUUAAACGUAAAACGACAGUAGGUAAUGGACGUGAUGUGAAAAAUAAUUAGGAUCAAAAAGUAGAGAGGUUCCAGGAGGGCGGAACCAGGAAGUCUUCAAAGAGACCAUGCAGCCUUUAGUUGCUGGCUCUUCCCUUACUGGCCGCUCACCGGAUGUGGUCGAUUGCUGCUGGUGCCCCCACCUGGCCUGAGCCUGGGUUGAAGGUCAGGGGCAGGCUGAGGUAGGGGCCGUUCCUGGGCCCUCGGCGCUGAAUCAGCUCCAAAGCACCCAAACCCUCCUUCUCCAGGACUCCUGCAGGUGCGAGAGCACACCUGGGAUGCACCCAUUUCCUGCCCAGCGCCCUGUCUGAUCCCUGCUUUGUCCUGGCAGAAAUCAUGGCCCCUAGGCGGCCUGCCCAUCCUGGACCGGAUGGUGUCUUCUCAGGUGUGGCCUGGUGCAAGGAGGGCACUGAAAGUGGUCAGACCUCGCUGUCCUCCCAAGCUCCUGCCUGACCAGCAGGUUUGGGGGUUCCCCAUCCCUCGUGAGACUGUACUUGUUGAUCACAGCUCCGAGCCUGGCAGACAUUGUGCUGGGUUCUGCGCCUCCAUUCAAUUCUCAUUGACUCCUCAUGUUAUCUCAGGUUUGGGGACAAGGAAAUGGAGGCUCAGAGAGGUGAGGCAGCUUGCCCAAGGUCGCACGGGAUUUGGACCCAGGUCUCUCUGAUUCCAAGUGCAGUGAUUACAAGUAGCCCCGUGAGACGGAGCCCGCCAGGUUGGGGGAUGGAGGUGGGGGUCUAAGUUGGCCCCAGGGAAGCCUGAGGGAGCUGAGUCCCUGGGACCUAGGCAGAGGCAUUCAGCCAUUCUGUCUGUGACGCGUUUAUUCCACAUUCACUGAGCACCAGGUGUGGUCUGAGCUCUGACGGGGAGUAAGUGCUCUCCCUGCCCUUGAGGACGUUCUAGAAGGCAGCUUUCCUCCUCUUCCCACGACUGGUGGAUCUGGGAGAGGGGCCGCAGGAAAGACCAGAGCCUGGGGUGGGCUGGGGCAGGGCUCCUCAGCACCCCGGGGGCAAUUGUCCCCACUCCCUGCGCCCUGCCUCAGCAUCAGUGUCCGGUCUGGUUGGGGUGGGGUCUUCUGGCAGGGGCUGGAGUCAGGCUGGGCGGAAGGAGCCAGGGCCCUGUGACGCAGCCUUGGCCAUCCAGUGCCCCCUGCCCCUGUGGACUCCAGAGCUCCUGCCCUGGAACCUGCUGUGGCUCCCCGCUGCCCACAGGGCAGAGCCCCAGUGUGACAUUUAAGGCCGAUCCCAACCCGGCUGCUGCUCUGCUAAGUUCUACCUCAGGACCCCAGCUGCCUUCACUCCUCCGUGCCUUUGCAGACUCUGUCCUCGCCGCUGUCACAUCCCUCCUCUUGGGUGCUGCCUUCCCAGGCUGUCCCCCUCCCCUGGUGCUUUGCACAAGCUGGUUACAUGACUGCACCCCCUUCCUCCAGCUCUUUACUGAAGCUCACUCCUCAGCGAGGCCUUCUCGGCUGUAGUCAACCCCAGCCUGCCCUCCAUUUCCUCCUGUCUGCUUUAUCACCAUCUAGCAUAUUCCAUAUCUUACUUAUUAUUUAGUUUACUGUUGGCUCCAUGAGGGCAGGCAGGGAGUUUGUCAUUUUGGUCAGGGCCGUGUGUCCCCUGGGUCCCAGCGCCCGGGAUGCUGCCUGGCACACAGCCAGUGCUCAGGCAGGGUUUGUUGGAGGCAAGAGCUUGGCGGCCUCUGACGGGCACUCUGAGGCUUGACCGCCUGGGCACCAGCCCUCCUCCCCCGCCCUUUGCAGCCUUCUCUCCUGCGGACCCUGAAGCCGGGCACCCUGGGGGCCAUGCAGAAGGCCGGGGCGGGGGGCCGGAGAGCCUCCGACUGCGGCCCUGCCCCUCACCGGCCCAGGUGCAUCACCAAGUUUGCCCAGCAGUACGUGGGCUCCUUCCCCGUGGACGACCUGGACACCCAGGAGAGCGCGUGGCUGGUGCAGCAACAGCUGUGGGCACUGAAGGACUGUCCCCGCCGCCGGGCUGUCAUCCUGAAAUUCAGCCUUCAGGGCCUCAAGAUCUACAGCGGGGAGGGUGAGGUGCUCCUGAUGGCUCACGCCCUGAGACGCAUACUCUACUCCACCUGGUGCCCAGCCGACUGCCAGUUUGCCUUCAUGGCCCGAAAUCCCCGGAGCCCGGCCAGCAGGCUCUUCUGCCACCUCUUUGUGGGCAGCCAGCCUGGAGAGGUCCAGAUCCUGCACCUGCUGCUCUGCCGCUCCUUCCAGCUCGCUCACCUCCUGCAGCACCCUGAGGAGCGGGCACGGCCUGAGCCCUGCCCGGGACCUGUAGGGGACGUGCCCCUGAAGCCCUUGUCCGGCCCUGGGGGCACCCCUGGCCUAGUACGGGAACCCCUCGGGGGUGAUCAGCUCUCACAGCAGGUUAACGUGCUGGUCUCCUUCGGGCGGCUGCCUGCAGAGGGGCCUGAGGGCAGUGGGAAGGAGCCGCCGGAGUCGGAAAGCCGCGGGGGCCCCCGCCACGCCCGCCUGGGGAACCCGUACUGCUCGCCCACGCUGGUGCGCAAGAAGGCCAUCCGCAGCAAGGUGAUCCGCUCCGGGGCCUACCGCACCUGCACCUACGAGACGCAGCUGCAGCUCUCGGCUCGGGAGGCCUUUCCUGACGCGUGGGAGGCCUGGCCCCGGGGUCCUGGGGGCCCCUCAUGCCUGGUGGAGAGCGAGGGCAGCCUGACGGAGAACAUCUGGGCAUUUGCUGGCAUCUCCAGGCCCAGUGCCCUCGCCCUGCUGCGGAGAGACGUGCUUGGGGCCUUCCUGCUGUGGCCUGAGCCAGGCACCAGUGGCCAGUGGUGCCUGUCGGUGAGGACACAGUGCGGCGUGGUGCCCCACCAGGUCUUCCGGAACCACCUAGGCCGCUACUGCGUGGAGCACCUGCCGGCUGAGUUCCCCAGCCUGGAGGCCCUGGUGGAGCAUCACGCUGGGACGGAGCGCAGCCUCUUCUGCUCCCUCGACAUGGGCCGCCUGAACCCCGGCUACGAGGAGCAGGACUGCGGGCCCGAGGGCAGGCUUCCCCGGACGCUCCGGCCCCUUGGCCAUGCCAAGUCCGAGGCAGAACUGCAGGGCCUGGGCUAGGACGCUGAGCCCCACGCCAAGAGGCCCCGCCUCACCCUGGCUCCUGGGCCUCAGCAGGCUGCUCUGCUCUGCCCUUCUUCCACCCCGCUGGGCACCAGUUCCAUCCGGUCACUGCCCUUUGGGCCAGUCUUCCGUCACUACCCUGCCUGUGGGGGGAGCCCUGAGAGUGGGGAUUUGCCAGUGGCUUCUCACAGGACACGGGCCCGUCAGGAUCGCGGGAGGGGCACGCAGAGCUCCGGGCUUCCAUGAACUUGCUGGGUGACUUUGGAUGCUUGUCUUCUCUGGGCUUCACCUUACUCCUAGGUGGGGAGCUUUCCAAGGUGGGCGGGAAGGUUUGCUCCAACAGAGGUGGCGCCCUAUCCUAAGGAGGCCAGGCCUUGGGGCCCUGACUGGGCAUCUCCAGAGAGCUUCUGACCAAGGCAGCCACCAGACACGUGAGGGAGAGGUAUCUGGGGAGGCAGGAGUGAGUUCUCACUUUGGGCGAAGGCGUGGGGACGAGCCACCCUCUCCGUGAGAGAAACGGAUGACGUGGUGGAGCUUGGGGGGCUACAUCCAGGCUGACGGAGCGAGGCCUGUUUCCCAUGUCCUUGGAGGCUAAAGGAGUCUUCCCUUGAGUUCUGAAGAGUGGGGGUUAAGAGGGUGCAGGAAGGGCAGGACGGACAAAGAGCCAUGCCACCCAAAGCCCACACGCGGGCGGACACCUGUGUGCGGAAAGGGAUGUGAAUGGGCCGACAGGGCAGAGAAUCUCAGUGAACCUUCAGACUAGGAAGGCUGGUUUUUCUCCACUCAAAACCACGGACUUGUGGUUCCUGCUUACUUGGAAGGGAUGUCCCAGUCUCAUUCCCGCCCACACACCCCUGCCCCUCCCCGGGCUCACUUUCUUUGGCCAUUUGACUGGGAGGGGCCAGCAGUGAGCUGCAGGCUUAGAGGGGUGACCAGGGUCCUGCUCCACUCAUCCUGCAGGCCAGACUGGGUUUGGUGGCUGCCUGGGAAGCCCCCCAAUGGUGGCAUUUCCCUUAAUGGGCAUCUGUCAGGGGCCACUUCAGUAGGCCAGCCCCCUUGGGGAUGGGGGUCAGGGAGGAAUCAUCCAAAGGUAGAACUGAUGUGGGCCCUGCCAAAGGGUACUUGGCCUCAGCGGGCAGAGGGGGUCCAUCCAGGGAAAUAACGCUAGUCUAAGGCAAUGGCCCUGCAGUGAUUGACGACGGAUCUGGGUAUUCCCCUGUAUAAGUAAACUUGACAGACAGGCAUGAAUCUACCAGAUUAAGAUAGGGAGCAAGUUCACUUUGGAUGAACUUCUAUUCCUGAGGCAGAGGCCAAGUCAUGAGUCUGGGGGCUGCCCUCUCCCCCAUCUGGGGAGGGGAUGUGACUGAUCAGCGCCUUGAAAGUAACAGACUUCUGACUCCUGGAAGGAAGAGGGCAACCCCAACGGAAUAAAAAGAAGGGAGGAGCCUCAGAAGUUCAGGCCUGGUGUUCCCAGCUUACAACCUCCAGCUCAGCAAAUGAUCUUGGCUGGGGCCUUGUCACUCUUGUCACAAGGGAUAGGAGGAGGCUGUCCUUUGGGGGCUUUUUUCACUGGAAGCACAGUACUGAUUUUAUACUGAAUGUGAGUGGGAACCCAGCCUCAUUUUAUGGCCAUUACUACCAGAACCCAUCUCCUCCCUGGGCAAAGCCCUGGUCCCUCGUGGGAGGCCCCAGGCUCACAUUUCCCUGGCAAGGAGAGGGGUUUGGUGACAUGCGGCCCAGGAUUACAGCCCUGGAGUCUCACACAUUUAAGAAGACCCGAUAACUGGUCUUAACCUCUAUGAGGGAUGGAUUUUGUUGCACAAGUUAUCUGUGUGGACAAGGUGUCAGGAAUGUUCCCAAAGUACUUUAACAUUCCUUCACACAGCAUUUAUGGAUCACACAGUACAAAGGUUUUUGACCCACAUGUGCAGACGCCUCAAUGUCUUAAUUAUAGACCACAGUUUUCUCUGUUCCAACCAGUGCCACCUGAGUAGCCCAGCUCUCCUUACUGUGUGGACUUGAAAUAAAUAAAAUGCAUUUCUUCGGAUUGUAUAGUACAGACUUUUCCUUUGAAAGGCAAGGUCUUUGUCCAGUUUGCCAGCUUCGCUUUUGUUUGCCAACCAUACCUUCCACUGGUGCUGAAUGAUGAACCAGACAGAGAUCCUGUCCUCCGGGGCUCAGGAGGUCUUGAAGGAAUUGGGUAGGUAGAUUCAAGCAAUGACUCUACUGCUUAAAACCUUCAGUGGGUAUUUCCUACAGGAAAGAGACUCAAGUCCUUAUAUUCUGGCCACUCGGGUUCUCCUUCUGCUCCUGCAACAUGCCACAGGGUCUUUGCACAGCCUGCACAGGCCUCCUCGUCUUCCUCUUCUUCCUUUACCUGAUUAACUCCUCAACCUUACCAUCUCUCAGUCUCAGGAAGCCUGCCCUGACUGCCCCCUGACC